Equus caballus (horse) is the source of this 3166-nucleotide messenger RNA. It is a transcript of the gene MLKL, whose product is annotated as mixed lineage kinase domain like pseudokinase. Gene Ontology annotation, molecular function: ATP binding; protein kinase activity. The record is from RefSeq and is a predicted model, not a curated record. Lineage: Eukaryota; Metazoa; Chordata; Mammalia; Perissodactyla; Equidae. Gene Ontology annotation, biological process: cell surface receptor signaling pathway; protein phosphorylation.
CAUGUCCCAGCCCAGGGGCAGUGGCCUUUGGAGGGUGCAAGACUGACAGCCGUUCAAAGGCUGAUUGGAGGGACCCGUGUAGGGGCUGGACUUAGGCACAACGUGCCGUCUCGAGUUUCACUUCGGAAGGAAGCAGAACCGCCCCGCCACAGCUGGCGCCGCCCGUAUGAAAUCCCGCACUGCCGUCAAGAGCACAGAGCGCCGGGUACUCGAGGGAAGGAGGCUCUGGACUCGCAACCCCCCCGCCUCGCGUCUGCAGACUUCUCCCCUGGGCAGCAGGCAGCAGGCAGCGUUCGGAGAAGCCUGUGUCUUCCUGGAACUUUCUGGAACACAUUGGACGCCUUCGGGAGGGACGAGGUUUCUUCUAGGUAUGGAUAAACUGGGGCAGAUCACCUCCUUGGGCCAGAUUAUCUACAAACAGUGUAACGAGAUGAAAUACUGCCAGAAACAGUGCCAGCGUCUAGGGCAACGUGUCAAUGGCCUGCUGCAGCCUCUGCAAAUGCUCCAGACCGAAGGAGGGAGGAGCCUGCCUGAUAAGAUAAUCAAUGCCCUGGACCGUUUCCAUGCUGUCCUCCAGGAAGCCCAGGGGCGGAUACAUGAGUUCAGCAAUAAACCCAGUAUCUUGAAGUUUCUAACAGCAGGGCAUGAGAAAAUACUCUUCAGUGAAGUGAAUGAAAGGCUGAGAGAUGUCUGGGAAGAGUUCUCACUGCAACUUCAGGUGGAUCAACGGAUCCUUCUUUCAAGCAUCAGACAAAAAGCGUCCUGGCAACAGGAAGAUCAGCAGGAUGCAGAGGAAGACAGGAAAGUCUUCCAAAAGCUGGAAAGUGGAGAUGAAAUUGUAGAAGCUUCAUUGAGAAAAUUGGAAAUCAGCAUAGAAGAAACCAGGAGAAUCGUGAGGCAAUACUUACAGAAACCCAUGAAGGAGAUCCCACAAGAUCAAAUCAAGGAGAUUAAGAAAGAGGAGCUUUCAGGAUGGGAUGGGAUCCCACUAACGAAAGGUGAAUUCAGCACACUUUAUAAAGGAGAAUACCACAAAUCUCCAGUGGCCAUAAAAGUAUUCAGCAAAUCACAGGCCAGAAGCAUUGGAAUAGUGAGGCAUACUUUCAAUAAUGAGAUCAGAACCAUGAAGAAAUUUGAUUCUCCCAACAUCCUGCGUAUAUUUGGGAUUUGCAUUGAUGAAACAGUGACCCCACCUCAAUUCUCCAUCGUCAUGGAGUACUGUGAGCUCGGGACCCUGCGAGAACUGCUGGACAAGGACAAGGACAUCAUAUUUGCUCUGCGCAUCGUCCUGGUCCUGCAGGCAGCCAAAGGCUUGUACAGGUUGCACCAUUCGGAAGCAUCUCCAGAACUCCACAGAAACAUCAGCAGCACAAGCUUCCUGGUAACUGAUGGCUACAAAGUGAAGCUUGCAGGAUUUGAGUUGAGCAAAACACAGACUUCCAUCAGUCGAGGAACUAAGGGAAAAGAAGCAGAGAGAGUCAUUUCUGCAGCAUACAUCUCACCUGAGAGACUGGAAAAUGUGUAUCGUAAAUAUGACAUAAAAGCUGAAAUAUACAGCUUUGGAAUCGUCCUCUGGGAAAUUGCCACUGGGAAGGUCCCUUUUGAAGGCUUUGAUUCCAAGCAGAUCUACCAGCGGGUGGUUAUGGACCGGUACCAGGAGCCUCUGGGUGAAGACUGCCCUUCACAGUUGCAGGAGAUUAUUGAUGACUGCCGGUCAUAUGAGCCCUCCAGGCGACCCUCUGUUAAAGAAAUCUUGGAGAAACUGUCUGACUUUCACCAAGCUGUGUAUUCAAACUGAAACUCAGGAGUCCCUGGACAAGAAGCUGGAAGAGGCACAAGCUGGGCAUCUGUCUCUCUCAAAUCCUUUCAUGAAGUUAUUUAUUGGUACAGAUUGGCAGCACUUUUCUGUUACAAAUAGAACACAAUUCCAGUCAUACUGAGCAUAUCCCACUCCAAAUGAUAUUGUCAAAAAUACCCCUCCAGUGGUAACUAUGACAGACUCUUUGCAAAAAUGUCCUCUCUCUCUGUAUUCACAUCUCUUGGCAAUGUGACUUUGUAGCUCCUCCUGUCAAGAAGUGGAGUCUUCCUCCCCACCAUUUGAAUCUGGGCUAGCAUCGUGACUUGCUUUGGCCAAUAGAAUGUAGAAGAAGUGAUGGUGUGCCAGUUCUAAGCCUGGGUUUCAAGAGGCCUUACAAACUCCCACUCCCUCUCUGGGAACCUUACCCAGCCAUGAACAAGCUGGGCUAGUGUGCUGGAGGAUGAGAGACCUCAUGGAGCAACCUGCCCCAGCUGAGGUCAUACUAGCCCUGGUAUCCCAACAGGUGACCCAGCCACAUGUGUGAGCCCAGUCAAGGCCAGAAGAACCAUACAGCUGAGCCAACCAAAACUGCCCGUUCACAAAAUCAUGAACCAAAGAAAUUAUUGUUGUCUUAAGCCACUAAAUUUUGGGGUGGUUUGUUACACAAUAAUAGUAACUGAGAGAAUGCUGUCCAAUCCUUCCUCUUGCCCACUGAACUAAGUACAAACUGCCCAUUUGGAUAGCCAUGGCCUUGUAUCUCUGACCCCAACCUGACUUCCAAUAUCAAGUCCCAGAGUUCUCCUACCAGAGAUUGAAAACUCUACUGCCUUUAGGGUCUAGGAGGGAAUCUAAAUGAGUGAGUUGAGCUUGGAGGUGACUUCAGGGAACACAUGAGCUUUGUUAAGGACAGCCUCCACUCAGCUCCAGCCUAUUUUUAUCAUGUAGGAAUGGGAUCCCAAUGUUUCCAGAGCUUUCCGUUUUGUCAAAAGAAGCUGGAAAUUCAGAUUUUUUAAAGGUUGGGAUCUCAUCAAAAAUUCUUUUAAUGCCAUAUAGGAAAAACAAAAUAUAUUAAUCUAGGAACUCCCAGAUUUUAAUCUCUGCCAGACUCAAAUCCCUCGUCUCCUGCAUGUGGCCCAUGUGUUCCAAAUUUUUACACCUUUGCUUGGCGUGUAUGCUUUACUAGGAUACACUUACACUUAUCUCUACAUGUUGCUUUUUUUUCUUCUUUCUGCAACUCAUCCCAAAUCAUUCAACAGCAAAUGUGCUGGGCGUUGUUCUAAUCACAGAGGAGACAACAAUAAAUAAAACACAUUUGGGGUUUAUUUUCUAGUAUUCAUCUCUGAGGAAUAAAAUUAUGACUGAUUUCUA